Molecule: messenger RNA, 2997 nt
Organism: Blepharisma stoltei
Lineage: Eukaryota; Ciliophora; Heterotrichea; Heterotrichida; Blepharismidae
Source: the annotation of a GenBank genome assembly
AUGGAAGAAUUCUCAGCGCUCUUAGAACUACAGCAGCUCUCCCUAGUCGCACAAGUUACACAAAAAAUUGAACAAAACAUCGGAAUAAAUAGUAAACCCUUAGCUGAAUUUGUAUUACAUUUAGCAAAAUCUUCUGCAGACCUACAAGAUUUCACCAAAAAAUUAGAAUCAAAUGGGGCAGAUUUUCCUCAGGAGUUUAUAAGGCAGCUUUUUUUGUUUAUUCAGACGAACUCAUCUGAAUCCAAAAAACUCAGAAAAAGGAGCCGGAGUAGGGAGCGCUUGUACGCUGGAAAAUUAUAUGAAGGAAAAGUAAGCAAAGUGAUGACUUAUGGGGUUAUAGUGCAAGGAGAUGGAUGGGAAGGGAUAAUUAAAGGAUCUAAAGAUCUCGAUAGAAACCAAAAAGUGCAAGUAAGGGUUAUAGAAGAAGGGGAAAACCCAGAAUUAGAGCUAGUUAGAGCUGAAAAUCUAGCAUCCAAUCCAUAUUAUGAAGGGCAAUCAGAAUAUGGAACACUAACUGGAAUUAAGCUAGAUAUAACCAACCGAGUUGCAAAGCCUAGGAUUUCUUCACCAGAACUCUGAGAAUCCAAAAUAAUGCAGGCUGCAGGAAUCCAUGACCCAAGCAUCCACCCUGAUAUCAGCACAAUUGACCAAGAAGACGAACAAGACAUAGAAGUUGAGCUUGUCCAGGACGAACCUCAUUUUCUCAAAGGGUUUUCUGCAAAGUCUGGAGGAAGCCUCGCACCUGUUAAAAUUGUUAGAAAUCCUGAUGGGAGCUUAGCAAGAAGCGCAAUGAAUCAAGGAAUUAUGGCAAAGGAAAGAAGAGAAGAACGAGAGUUUCAGCAAAAAGAAGCUCUGCAAAGCAUGCCAAGAGAUAUUAUGAAAGCCUGGGAAGACCCGACUGCAGCUCCAGAAUCCCGCACAUUAAUAAGUGCCCUAAAAACUUCAAGUGCUCCUGAUAGCAGUGACUGAAGGAGCAAAAGACCUAUAAAUUCUUCAAGAAACUCUGCCAUGAUAAAAGAACAAAGAGAGCAUCUGCCGAUUUAUCAGCUAAAAAAUGAUCUGCUUGGUGCAAUAAGCCAGCAUCGCGUUUUAAUUGUGAUAGGAGAAACAGGCAGCGGGAAAACUACACAAAUCACUCAAUAUUUGGUGGAAAAAGGAUAUACACAAAAAGGGAAGAUUGGCUGCACACAGCCAAGAAGAAUGGCAGCCAUGAGUGUAGCGAAAAGAGUUGCUGAAGAAUAUGGCUGCAAGCUUGGCACUCAAGUAGGUUACAGCAUCCGUUUUGAAGACUGCACAUCUCCAGAGACUAUCAUUAAAUAUAUGACAGAUGGCACACUUCUAAGAGAAGCUUUAGUUGACCGCAAUUUGUCAGCGUAUUCGGUAAUCAUGCUUGAUGAGGCCCAUGAGCGAAAUAUUAAUACAGAUGUACUGUUUGGGAUUCUUAAGUCUACGUUAGAAAGAAGGAAAGACUUAAGACUCAUUGUGACGAGUGCCACCUUAGAAGCUGAAAAGUUCAGUGCUUAUUUUAAUGACUGCCCAAUCUUUACUAUUGCUGGGAGAAAUUUUCCUGUGGAGAUUUACUAUACUCAAGAGCCUGAGCAUGACUAUUUAGAAGCCUCACUUGACACUGUGAUGCAGAUUCAUCUCACUGAGCCGCCUGGAGAUGUAUUGCUGUUUUUAACUGGCCAAGAGGAAAUCGAUACUGCUUGCCAAAUUUUGCACGAAAGAAUGUCACAGUUAGGGAACUCAGCUCCUCCACUUAUAAUUUUGCCUGUUUAUUCAGCUCAGCCUACAGAAAUACAAGGAAGAAUAUUUGAGCCUGCCCCUGAAGGCUCCAGAAAAUGCGUCAUUGCGACGAAUAUAGCUGAAGCAUCGCUUACUAUUGAUGGCAUUUAUUAUGUGGUUGAUCCUGGAUUUGCCAAAAUUAAAGCGUUUAACCCAAAGCUUGGCAUGGACACAUUAAUUGUAUCUCCCAUAAGUCAAAGCUCAGCCAAACAGCGAGCAGGAAGAGCAGGCAGAACAGGCCCUGGAAAGUGUUUUAGGCUUUAUACAGAAAGUGCGUUUAAAAAUGAAAUGCUUCCUUCAACUGUACCAGAAAUCCAAAGGACUAACUUAGCUAUGACGGUUCUAACACUUAAAGCAAUGGGGAUAAAUGACUUAUUCCACUUUGAUUUUAUGGACCCUCCCCCUGUGCAAACUCUUGUGUCUGCUAUGGAAACAUUAUAUGCAUUAGGAGCUUUAGAUGAUGAAGGACUUCUCACAAGACUCGGACGAAGAAUGGCUGAGUUUCCACUAGAGCCUCAGCCUGCCAAAAUGCUCCUGACUGCAGUUGAUUUAGGCUGCGCUGACGAAGUAAUCACUAUAGUCGCCAUGCUUUCAGUUCCUAAUGUCUUUUAUAGACCACGUGACAAGCAGGCCAUUGCAGACCAAAAACGUGCAAAGUUUCAUCAGCCUGAAGGCGACCAUUUAACUCUGCUCACUGUAUAUGAGUCCUGAAAGUCUCACAAGUUUUCAAACCCUUGGUGCUUCGAAAACUUUAUCCAAGCCAGAGCUAUGAAAAGAGCUCAAGACAUUCGAAACCAGCUCCUAGGCAUUAUGGAAAGAUACAACCUCCCUGUUCAGAGUGCUAAAAGUGACUAUAGCAAAGUAAGAAAAGCUAUAGCAUCAGGCUUUUUCUCUCAUGCAGCCCGAAAAGACCCAAAAGAAGGCUACAGAACUCUAAUCGACAAUCAUCAAAUUUAUAUUCACCCGUCCAGCUCAUUAUUCAAUAGAGCUCCUGAGUGGGUAGUUUAUCACGAGUUAGUGCUCACUACGAAGGAGUAUAUGAGAGAAGUAUGCUCAAUAGACCCGAAGUGGCUUGCAGACGUAGCGCCCCAUUUCUUUAAAAAAGUUGACCCUUCAGCAUUGACAAGCAGAAAGCGGGAAGAGAAGAUUGACCCUCUGUUUAAUAGAUAUGAAGAAAAGAACGCAUGGAGACUGACAAGGCGUAAAGGCUAA